Messenger RNA from Rana temporaria (common frog), 1333 nucleotides. It is a transcript of the gene TSPAN1, whose product is annotated as tetraspanin 1. Gene Ontology annotation, cellular component: membrane. Bases 118 to 861 code for a protein of 247 amino acids. The record is from RefSeq and is a predicted model, not a curated record. NCBI's taxonomy places the organism in Eukaryota, Metazoa, Chordata, Amphibia, Anura, Ranidae. The transcript has 8 exons.
CGCCCCUCCAGCCUCACCUGUUAUAAGGUGAGUGUACCUGAAAUAGUCACACCUGCUCUCCCUCUCUGGAUAGCUCAGAUCUUCUCUGCACAGCUCAGCCGCACAACAGACACAACCAUGAGCUGCUUCACCUGCAUCAAGGUUCUGAUGAUCCUGUUCAAUCUGGCCAUCUUUUUGGCUGGAGGAACUCUUCUCGGAGUGGGGAUCUGGGUCAGCGUGGACAGCAGCUCUUUCCUGAAGAUAUUUGGUUCGCUGGGAUCUGGAGCGGAUAGUAUUGCCUCCCAGUUUGUCAAUGUUGGGUAUUUCCUGAUCGCCAUCGGAGCUCUGCUGGUCAUCCUGGGAUUCCUCGGCUGCUGCGGCGCCCAGAAGGAGAGCAAGUGCCUGCUGAUUAUGUUCUUCUCCAUCGUACUGAUUAUCUUCAUCGCAGAGAUCGCCGCCGCUGUGGUCGCUCUGGUCUAUUCUUCUGUGGCGGAAAGUUUCCUGAAGUCUGUCCUGACUCCGGUUCUGAAGAAUGAGUACGGGAGCAAACCCGAUGUCACUUCCAGCUGGAAUAAAACGAUGAAUGAGUUUUACUGUUGUGGGCUAACCAACUACACAGACUUCGACAAUUCCUACUAUGUGAGCCAACACAACGGAAGUUACCCACAACAAUGCUGUAAACCCAACAGCGCCACCUGUACACCAUCUGAUGCAGCCAACUUUGCAGCACCGGGUUGUUUCAAUCGGAUUUUGGAUUUGUUGAAGACAAACGCAGCCAUUGUGGGAGGUGUUGCAGCUGGAAUCGCAGCCUUGGAGCUGGCAGCCAUGGUGGUGUCCAUGUACCUGUACUGCAAGAUAGACAAGCACGGCUCCAUCCAGUAGCAGCUGAGGGCAGCCCGGUCUAUGCGUUAUGUAAAUGACAUUUCAAGAUGAGGAUUUGCGCCAAUACAAUAUGACUACGUUGGGCCCGGCGCGGCCUUUUAAUUGCACUUUACAUAAGGCGCUCCAUUAUCCUUACACCGCGGUUCUUUGCUAUGAGAUUGUGUUUUGUUUUUUUAUUAAUUGUUGUCUUUUAACGGAUGGAAUUUCAUCGGAAUCUAAUCUUCAAGGUUUUGAGGUCCGUUUUCGUACACUGAGUGUCUAGAAGAUUUUUUCGGAGCGCCCACGUAUGAUUGUGUUGGCAUGUUUUUCUCUUUUAUAGUUUUUGGUGCCAAAAGACAGAAUGUGAUUAAAUCAGUUUUUUUGUAUUGUGAAUUUAUUUAAUACCUGAUCUAAAAAAACAUUUUUUGUUAGAGGAAUGUAAAGUGGAUGUAAUAAGAAGGAUGUAUAUAAUAAAGCUGGUCUUUUCUCUAUA